GCGCCUGGCUCCUGUUUCCUUUUGAUGCUGCAGAAUGUUCGGUACCUCUCAGGUGUAAGGUUGGAUGUACAGUUUUGAAGAAGACCUAAGACUAUUUCACACGGACUGUCGUGGAUUUAAGGUUAAGGAUCUCUGAUGCCAUGCGACCCACCUCCUCCCCUCAGUGAGACAGCCCAUACCUAAAACUCAGGGACCCCCAGGACAGGAGAGGGAUGUGAAGCCAGCUCUGGGCUCAUGCUGUAAGGCAGAGAGAGACCCAGAGUCCCAGACCCUGAGAGUUGUGGGUACACAGCGUUAUCUAAUGGAUGCCUGAGUGACUGAGUGAAGGAAGAAACUCAGAACAGAACUGACGCGAGGUCAUAAUGAGUGGUCAGGAAGGCGAGCCGGCCAUCGGCCACAGCCAUGUUGGUGAGGUCAGGAACAACAACCAGAACAGCCAUGUUGGUGAGGUCAGGAGCAACAACCAGAACCAGCAGGCCGGGGGAGGGGGAGUGGGGGCGGUGUUACCCGAUGGGGAUGAUAACGCUAACCAGAUGAUCCAGAUGGGGGAGGGGGGCAGCGACGGCGGAGGGGAGAGUACAGGAGGAGAUGUUGGCACUCUGCCCCCCCUGAUGUCUCAGACCACUGAGGUGUCUCAGACAGAGGAGCAACAGAACAAGAUCAUCAUCUGGGGGACAGACUCUCAGUGUGACGACCCUGAGCUGGCCGAGUUUGAGAUGUUAGAGUGCCAGGAGCUGGAGGCAUACCUGGUAGAGGACGAGGACGAGGAAGUGUGUGAAGGAGGAGGACUGGGAGGAGUUAAAGGAGGCGCAGGACAGAUCCUCCUGGACCAGCCUGUCUCCAUCGCGGAUCUAGUCUGUGACAGUAGAGACGGAGGAGGGAGGAGGACUAUCCAACGGGGCUCCAGAGAGCAGGACGCCGCCGCCAUGGGCUCUGGAGGAACCAGAGGGACAGCGGAGUGUGUGACGAGGACAGAGUUCAGCUCUGAGAACCAUGUCUUGGCGUCCGCUAUGUCCAGUCUGGUCAGUGCUCUGGACACCGUCGGACGGACACAGGCCACCACCACAGACUCCUGGCACGUCCCCUCAGGACCAGACAGGACCAUCUCAGAGGAACUAACCCUAGCCUCCCAGUCCUUUACCACCAUCUCAGACCUGUCUGGGGCCUCACAGCGAUCCAAACAACCUCAGUCUCCAUCCAAAAGCACAAUACAACGAGCUGACCUCGAUCUAAACCAGAACACAACUGUCAGGUCUGAGGAGGAGGUUGUCGUUCCAGAAGCACAAGUCAGUAACAACGUCGUAGUGGGUCGAUGUAAAUGUCAGCAGAACAUGGAGGAGGAUCAGGGCAAUGAAGAGCACAACCAGAAUCUGGAGCAGAGGUACCGGGAGGCUAGAGGUAGUGAGGGGAAGGCAGAUGAGGACCACAAGGUUAUUCCCCCUGAUAUGAACCACAACUCACCCGUCAAGUCAGGCACAAAUGAUAUUCAAUCGGUUGAACCCAGAAGCUUGAAGAAGCAUGGCUCUUUUGAUAAAACCUUAAAGAAACAAGGCUCCUUCGGACAAAGCAUGAAGAAAACGACUUCAUUCGAACAAAGCAUAAAGAAAACAACCUCGUUUGAAAACACCACGAAGAAGUCGGCCUCAUUUGAUAGAAGCUUGAAGAAAGAACCUUUCUUGGAUAGAACGUUGAUGAAAGAGGCAUCAUUCGACGGAACGUUGAGGAAGCAGGGCUCGUUUGAACGCAGCUCCAGUCCUUCCAGCCUGGAAGGGAGGAAGCCUUGGGGUAGCCCCAGCAGGAGCCCCAGCCGCCCAGCCACCCCUCCCUGGUCCCCCAGGAGACCAGCCCCCUCCUCCUCCCCCGCCAAGACCAGCUCCAGACCUCCCUCCUCCACCUCUCCGGCCAAGACCAGCAACCGAGCCUCCAGCCAAGACCGCAGCGACUCCCCACAGAGGGUUACCACCAGUGGCCUCAAAGUGCCUAGUAAGGUCUGUGUAAAUAGCAGCAUCCCCAAACCCAUCUCCCCUCAGCCACCUACAGACCCCAGGCGGGCCUCUCCUCACAAACCCAAACCCGCCCGUCCCAAGAUCAUCACGUACAUCCGUAAGACCCCUCAGGCGAAGACCCAGUCCCAGGGGACAGAGGUUGACCCAAAUGAAGCCUUGACACUCCCUCCCUGUCUGUCCUCCUCCCGUCCCAGCCCUCCUACAGCUCACAGAAAGCCCCACAAGGCAGGGCCCCAUUCUAAGGCCUCCCAGGUGCUCUGCUCCUCUAAUAUACUCUUUGAUAAGUACCGUCAGGAGAUGCAGAAGGCAGGAUACUUUCCCCCGGGUACCGGCAUGACGUCGCUGGGCAUCAAACCUCCCAGCCACCCUCCUCCUCACAACCUCUCUGGGAAGUCUGAGAGCUUUCAUGGGGAACUGCCUGACAGAUGCAUGCAUGAGUUGGCUCCAGCACCUUCACAGCUGGCUCCCCAGGAGGGGACAGGCCUCUACCGUUCCCCCAGGCCCAGAGGGCCCCAGCUGGGGUUAGGGGCCGUCACCCGGCAGCCUGCUGCAGCCAAGACCAGGAGUAUGUUCCAGACCCAGGGCCAGACCGGUCAGAGGUCAGGGGUCGUGACCCUCAGCCACCCAGGACAGCAGCAGGCACUGCCAGGGAACAACCAGGGAUACCACGACUCCACAGCAGACCAGAGGACGCCAGGUCCAGAGACCACCGUGGCCAGGACCCAGCUGCCUAAACCGGGUCAGUCUCGUCUGCGACCCCCAGGCUUCUCGGCCUUGCCACCUGCCCGUCUGGCCGCCUUUGGCUUUGUACGCAGCUCCAGUGUCUCCUCGGUUUCCAGCAACCAAUCAACAGACAGCGACCCCUGCCGACCCUCCCAACGUGAGUCAUACGUAUGCACAGGUCCCAGCAGUGGUAAUGAUGAUACCCCCCUCCACCUGUCCCCUGUACCCCCCAGCCACAGCAGCCCCCAGCCCCCCAACGCCCCCGCCCUCCACCGCCGCUCCCUGCUGCCCCCGGCCCGGGCCUCUGACACGGAUUAA
This is a messenger RNA of Coregonus clupeaformis (lake whitefish), 3047 nucleotides long. RefSeq names its product proteoglycan 4-like. The transcript has 8 exons. The record is from RefSeq and is a predicted model, not a curated record. NCBI's taxonomy places the organism in Eukaryota, Metazoa, Chordata, Actinopteri, Salmoniformes, Salmonidae. Bases 363 to 3047 code for a protein of 894 amino acids. Gene Ontology annotation, molecular function: microtubule binding. Gene Ontology annotation, cellular component: cytoplasm; nucleus.